AUCGCGCUGUCACGUUUCGUGUGUGCGUUUCGGAACGACGGUCACAUUUCGGGUCAUAUGACCGACGUUACGCGAGAAUUGACGUGCCGUCAUAGGCGUUGACUUUACUUCUCUUGAACGUGAUUCUCGAUCGUGUAGCUGUCGACGAAUUUCUUUUAACGACUCUUCGAGGAGAAAACACAUCGAUUCACCAUGGCACUCAGCGACGCGGAUGUUCAGAAGCAGAUCAAGCAUAUGAUGGCUUUCAUAGAACAAGAAGCCAAUGAAAAGGCAGAAGAAAUAGAUGCCAAAGCAGAAGAAGAAUUUAAUAUUGAGAAGGGACGUCUGGUGCAACAGCAGCGUCUUAAGAUCAUGGAAUAUUAUGAGAAAAAAGAAAAACAAGUUGAACUUCAAAAAAAGAUACAAUCUUCAAACAUGCUCAACCAAGCCCGAUUGAAAGCUCUAAAAGUGCGUGAAGAUCAUGUAGGCAAUGUUCUUGACGAUGCUAGAAAGAGAUUAGGCGAAAUAACUCAUAACACUGCGCAAUAUAGGGAAAUUCUUCAGAUGUUAAUCAUCCAAGGCCUUUAUCAACUAACAGAAUUAAACGUUACCCUUCGUGUUCGUCAAGUCGACAUACCUCUCGUGGAAUCUCUUUUUGACACUGUUCAGCAAGAGUAUAAGGAGAAGACUAAGAAGGAUGUUAUCUUGAAAAUUGAUACCGAUAAUUUCUUACCCAAUCAAGGCUGUGGAGGUGUAGAGUUAUUAGCAUCCAGAGGACGCAUAAAGAUUAGCAAUACUCUGGAAAGCAGAUUGGAGCUGAUAGCGCAACAGUUGGUACCCGAAAUCCGUUCCGCUCUGUUCGGUUCCAAUCCUAAUCGUAAAUUUAACGAUUAAAUUAUUUCCUUCGACAGUUACUUGAAACUCUCCAAAACAUUCCCAUUUAACAGCAGAUUGUUAUCACAUUAUCAAAUAUUGUGUAGAAUAAAAUUAGUACAAUAUCUCUAACGAAAUUCUUUGUUUGAUAUUUUCGAUGAAAGUAUUUAAUGGAUUAAUGUGCAAUAUUUAUCAUUGUAAUAGUCGUAAACUGUACAUUACUCUUCGAAGACGACCUUUUCUUUUUUCAUCUUACCUAUUCUUUACUCUAACAGGUAAUCGUGAAACGCGUAAAAUGUGUAUAGCGAUAUAUCAAAUAUUUCAUUGUUAAGAUAUAUCAAUUAUUAAAAUUACCUGUUAAAAAUUGGUGUUCAUAAAUAAAACAAAGUGUACUUUGUCAGUUUUCAGUCGGUUAGGAAUGUUAACGCGAGCGAGAUAUAUAUUAAUGGUAAUAAUCGAUGUUUCUGGCUGCUUAUGUUAAAAUGAAUAGCGAUUGCAAGAAGAAUGUAAUACAGUCGGUAUAUUAUGCAGUAUCAUACAAUAUAUAGAAUGUGCUUUAUAUGUAUAUAAAUAUGAUACACAUUUAUAUACAUAUAGAACAUAUCAGUAUGUUAUCAUGUACAUUAUGUAUAAAUAUAAUAAUGUAUUAAUUAUGAGUAAAUUAUUCACUGUUAAUGUAUUAGAGUACCUUUGAAGAGUAGUUCUACAAGAGUAUAAUGUGACGCAACAUCGUAUUGGUAUGUAUUUUAAGCUUAUGGCAUAUAGCAAAUAAUUAUACAUAAAUAUAUGUGUAUAUAAUUAUUCAAUAUUUUUGUUUGCU
Molecule: messenger RNA, 1672 nt
Organism: Formica exsecta
Lineage: Eukaryota; Metazoa; Arthropoda; Insecta; Hymenoptera; Formicidae
Gene: Vha26
Product: V-type proton ATPase subunit E
Exons: 5
Coding region: 193-873 (226 amino acids)
Biological process (GO): proton transmembrane transport
Cellular component (GO): proton-transporting two-sector ATPase complex, catalytic domain
Molecular function (GO): proton-transporting ATPase activity, rotational mechanism
Source: RefSeq, a predicted model, not a curated record